CGUCAAAAGCCAGAGACUGAGAAAGAAAAAAUUUCUGAUUUCAUUGUUCAUCUGAGAAAAAAGUCAUGAUGUUAAGAGAAAAUAUGGUGUUAGUUUUGACAUUAUUAGUCAUCGGCAUAGUGUCAGCAGCAAACAAUACGAGUGUAGCCCCUACCACUGAAAAACCAACCGCCACCCCCCGACCAAUCCCCACCACCAGUGGUGCCCCAGUCACAACGCCGACACUGGAGGAAGUGUGUAGAAGCCGAAAUUCAAGCUGUGAUACUUGUUUGAAAGAUGCAAAGUGUCUGUGGUGUAAAACCAACAGCAAAUGUGUACCAUACCCCACUGGAGAUGUUCUUCCUAAGUCCUCACUGUGCUCCCUCUCAGAGGCCCGCUGGGGGGUUUGUUGGGUGAAUUUUGAGGCCCUGAUAAUAGCUAUGGGAGUGAUAGGAGGAGUUAUUGUGCUGGCCAUUACAGUGUGCAUUUGUUGCUGCUGCUGUUGCAAAAAGGACAACAAAAACAAAUAUGCCAAGGAAGAUGAGAAAUGGGAGAGAAAGAAGAAGGAAAGACAGGAAAAGGCAAAUGAAAGGAGAGCAGAAAGGAAGUCAAGGACAGAUGAGAUCAGGCGCAAAUAUGGACUGAUGAAAGAUGACAAUUAUCAACGAUUUGACAAUGAGGCCUAAAGUACCUGCCCAGUCUGGGAGUGAGGAUACCACAGGAAGAACCUACAGGAUAUAAAUAGCACAUUUCCUCCCGAUGAUGUAAACAUUGAUUCACAUUCUUAUCGUCUUUCAUAUGUCACAAUUAUAUUGUCAUGUAAUGUUUCUUCAUUUAUUCAUGUCUUGUCAACCGUACAUGGGGUAUUGGUGCUUCAAAUGUAGGCUGAUUUGGGUCAUAGCACAAGAUUUUUGAUAGAUUCUAACUAUUGAGACCUAAUAUUGAUAAUGUACUAGAUUAUAUUUUUUGAAGGAAAAAAAAAGUAAUAGCAGCAUAUUUAAAUACACAUGUUGAAUUAUGUGUCUUAUUUGUUAAUAGAAACCAAAAAAAAAUCAUAUUUUUAAAUAUGUAUAAUGGUUGUACAUGUACUUUUGUUCUGAAAUUUAAUGUAAAUUUUGGAAUGUUUUCAAUACAUGUAAUUAUUGUUUAGUAAAUGGUAAAUUUUUUUUUUUGUUUUAGUCUUUGAAAUUUUUAGAUCAGAACCCUUAUCUAGUGAUAGUGAAAUACAUGAGGUGCCACCCAGGUGGUACCUUCCAUUUAUAUGUCUGUAUGUUUUUUGCUUUUUUUUUUUUUUUAAGUGUUAAAAUUUUUUUUGUUUGUAAAAUUAGAAUUCAAUUUGCAGGUGGACAAAUAUGAACAUGUACAAAACUGUAUAUAUAGUUUAUGUAUAUACAUGUAAAUUAUGAAUGAUGUGGUUUAUUUUUCAUUGAUCUCAAGAAAAGAGAAAUGCCUUUAAAAAUUAAAACUGAGAUGGUUUGUGAGAAUUUGUUUAAUUUUUAAAGAAUUUGAACAACAACAGUCAUCAGAUAUUGAAUUGAAGUUGUUUUAAAUAUUCCAGCUUUAGGCAAAGUUUACUUGCACAUCCCGUCAAGCUCAACACCAUUUGUCAUAGUUAAGUACAACUUUUGAUAUGUCUUCAUAUUGCUUAUUUUACAUUGUUGCAAGUAUAAAUUCUUAUUAAAUCCCGAGAUUGUAACCAUUUUGAAGAAAUUUCUAGGUUCUGUGUUAUGUUACAUUGUAACAGAAUAUUUGAAGUUGGCCACCUUUAAAGUUAAAAAUUUUUUUAAUUUAAAAUUUUUUUGGAAAAAAAUAUUUGUAUGGUAGAAUACUUUAAAAACACUUAAUUUUGUGGGGGCAAAUUUUUAUGGUUUUUAGGGAAAAAUGGUUAGAGGAGAUUUGAUUUCAUGGCUGUAGAAGUGUAAUAUUGUGUAGAUUUUAACAUUUCUUGGAGGGCAUGAUUUGUCGGCCUCUUCAUACCACUAAAACAACAAAAAUUCCCACAAAUGUUAGUGAUUUCAUGGCAUUGCUGUGGUGUACUGUCAGAUAAUGGAAACAGUAAACUAAAAUUCAGAUAUUUUACAAAUAUUAUGAUGCAAUGUGAUCCUGUUCUCAUUAUGUUGUCCUGAAAAAUCUUGAGGUACAUGUAAAAUGGUACUACCGCUUGUUAAUGUCUUUGCAUUUCUUGAUUUUUGUCAUACAUUAAGUAUAUUUUUUCCAGUAAUUGAAGACCUAUAUUUUUCUACGUUUUUAUUGGUCAUCUAUGUACAACUGUAUAUUUGGUUGACAAGAUGGUUUAUUUCUGUUAGUGCUUAAUGUAACUUCCUGGAAAGUUGAUUUACCUGUAAGAAAAAGUUGUAAAUUUCAUUUCAAGUCUUUGCUUAUUUCAUUUCAAACAUAGUACUUAUAAUAAUAUUUUCUACUGUGUGCAGAAAAAAAUAUUUUGAAUAGAUUGCAUUUUUAAAUUUGAUUUUUAAAAAAAAUAAAAUCUGUAACAAUUGCAUUCUUCAGGAAUUGAAAUUCUUUUCCUUUGAAAACUUACAAAUGAUUUUUCCCACAGAGACAUAUCAUGUUUUAAUUCUUGAGUUUUCCUUUGAAAACUUACAAAUGAUUUUUUCCCACAGACAUAUGUUUUAAUUCUUGAGUUAUAAGGACAUACUUGUGGGUAAUCAUUUUUCUCACUUAUUGUAAAUUUGAACUGACCAUAAAACACAUUGUAAAUAGUCUGUGUGUGAGAAUAAGAGAAAGAGCUGAAUGUGUGACUGACAUUUCUUUAAAAACAUGUAAACUUUAAAAGUGUUUGAAUACAAACUUCUGCAUAGGUCCUCAAUAUUAAUAAGUAUAACUGCUAGUAUUUUGAACAUUGUUGUUUUUUUUUAAUGUAAAUUAAAAAUGAAAUGAAACUCAUGCCAGAGGAUAUAGUGUAUUUCAAAAGAAGAAAUUAGAUUUUAAUAAUUAAGUGAAAUUUUAUGAUUUAUUGAACUCAAUAAUCAGGUAAUUUUAAAUUAAUAAAUGAGACUAUUUUUUUUCCAUUUUUUUUUCUCUCAAAGAAUGUAUGUAAGAUUUAUAUGUAAUAUUUAGGGGGGAAAAAAUAAUCUUUUGUUUCUCAGAUCAAGAAAAUUCAAAUUAAAUGUGGUAGACAGGUUUUAUUUUCAUUUCUUUUUCCUGAUCGGACAACAAAAUGAUGAUAUCAACUGAUUCUUACUUUAUUGUACUCUUAAAUAUAAUACAUUUAUGUACUCAGAUUUAUCUAAUUUUUUUUUUUAUAAAAAGUACUAAAGGCCUAAUUUAUAAAAUAAGAUAGAUACAUGUAUACAACGUUCAUUCUAGCAUGUAUAAAAAAAUUUUGAACUUGGAAAAAUAGAAAAUUGAGUUAUUCCCCUUUUCAUUUAUCAAUGCGGCAGUGUUUGACCUGAUGUGGCGGUGCCUGAGAAACUAAAGAGUAAUUUUUUUUUCUUUUGCCUUAAUGUUAGGCACUUCGGUGUCUGUGUUGACUUUGUAGCUUCUAUAAUGACUUCAAUCAAGUGCUAAUUUUUUUUUUAAAUUCUUUUGUGUGUGAUAUGAAAUGAUAUGAUAAAACUACAAUCAGACAUACAUGUAUUCUGCA
Saccostrea echinata is the source of this 3583-nucleotide messenger RNA. RefSeq names its product pituitary tumor-transforming gene 1 protein-interacting protein-like. Gene Ontology annotation, biological process: protein import into nucleus. The coding region runs from base 66 to 665 and encodes 199 amino acids. The record is from RefSeq and is a predicted model, not a curated record. Lineage: Eukaryota; Metazoa; Mollusca; Bivalvia; Ostreida; Ostreidae. Gene Ontology annotation, cellular component: cytoplasm; nucleus. The transcript has 7 exons.